This is a messenger RNA of Acipenser ruthenus (sterlet), 3999 nucleotides long. RefSeq names its product sarcalumenin-like. Bases 41 to 2326 code for a protein of 761 amino acids. Lineage: Eukaryota; Metazoa; Chordata; Actinopteri; Acipenseriformes; Acipenseridae. The record is from RefSeq and is a predicted model, not a curated record. The transcript has 8 exons. Gene Ontology annotation, molecular function: GTP binding.
UAUAGCUGCUCUGAGCAGCAGAGUUCUCCUGGCAGCCAACAUGAAGGGUCUAGUCUCGUUCUGCUGCUUCCUCGCUGUGCUGGUCCUGGGGACAGCAGAACCGGCAUCCGAAGAGGUCGGCAGCCACCCGGAGAGCCACGAUGAGCCGCUGGUCCGACUCCAGCUACAGCACAAUGGGGGCGACCUCCUUACGCGCACGUGCAACGGAGACAACAAUCUCCUCUUUAACGGCAUCAAAAAAACUAUAGAAAGUACAGAAGCUGAGGAGGACAUAGUCCCGAAACCUGACGCAGUAUCAGCCCUGGAAGAUGGGGAAGAGAACGAGAAGAACGAAGAGCUGAACGCUGCAGAGAAUGGAGAGCCUAAUGCCUCAGAACAAGACAGUGCAGAGGCUGCAGAACACAACCCUGCAGACGAAGAGGAGGAAGACUUGCAGGAUGAAGAAUCAGAUGCCUCGGAGGAGCAGGGUGAGGAAGAGACUGCAAAGAAGAACACCUCUGAAGAGGAAGACAAAGAAUCAAAGACGUCGGACGAAGAAAAGGGUAAAGAAUCAACCACAUCCACAGGAGAAGACACAGAUUUAGAGUCUGAAGAACAGAGUGCAUCAGAAGAAGAAAAAGGAGAAGAGGCUGGAAGAGAGUCCACAUCAGAGGAAGAAGAAACGGAUGCCUCAGAAGAAGACACAGAUACUAGUGAGUCUGAAGAACAACAGCCUGACGAGGGCGAUUCGACUUCAGAGGUGACGGAAGUUGGAGAGAAUCUUGCAGAGGCCGAAGGGGGUGACGCCACUGAUGCCUCCCUUGAGUCUGAGGAGCAAAGCGAUGAGAGUGAAAGUCUAAACCGGGAAGAUGAGACUGACCCUGAGUCAGAAGGAGAGGAUGAAAAACAAGAUGAAGUCGGCCAAGCUUCAUAUGAAGCAGACAAGCCAUUAGAAGAAGAGGAUGAAUUGUUGGCCUCUCUCCUUAGAGACAGAUCUCACAUUGAAGAAACACUCAGGCUGAAAGAGGACACCAAGUCAGACGACUACUCAGCUGCACUACAGCGUCUACGAAAGGUCUACCACUCCGCUAUCAAACCUCUGGAGCAGGCCUACAAGUACAACGAGCUGAGGCAGCAUGAGAUCUCAGCUUACCCCGGACGAACGUUAGGAGCCUCAGCGACAGAUGGGGAGAUCACCUCCAAACCUAUGGUGUUGUUCCUGGGACCAUGGAGCGUUGGCAAGUCCUCAAUGAUAAACUACCUCCUGGGGCUGCAGGACACUCCUUACCAGCUGUACACAGGGGCUGAGCCCACGACCUCCGAGUUCACAGUGAUCAUGCAUGGUGAGAAGAUCCGCUCCAUCGAAGGCAUCGUCAUGGCGGCCGACAGUUCUCGCUCCUUCUCCCCCCUGGAGAAGUUCGGACAGAACUUCCUGGAGAAGCUGGUUGGCAUCGAGAUGCCACACAAGAUGCUGGAGAGGGUCACCUUCGUGGACACGCCCGGCAUCAUUGAGAACCGCAAGCAGCAAGAGAGAGGCUACCCCUUCAAUGAUGUGUGCCAGUGGUUCAUCGACCGCGCUGACCUGAUCUUUGUGGUCUUCGACCCCACUAAGCUCGACGUGGGUCUGGAACUGGAGACGCUUUUCCGACAGCUCAAGGGGCGCGAGUCGCAGAUCCGCAUCAUCCUGAACAAAGCAGACAGCCUGGUCACUCAGGACCUGAUGAGAGUCUACGGCGCCCUCUUCUGGAGCCUGGCCCCGCUCAUUAACGUGACCGAGCCCCCCCGCGUCUACGUCAGCUCCUUCUGGCCCCUGGACUACGCGGCCGACACCAGCCGGGAACUCUUCAAGAAGGAAGAGAUCUCUCUGCUGGAGGACCUGAACCAGGUGAUUGAAAACCGCCUGGAGAACAAGAUCGCUUUCAUCCGGCAGCACGGCAUCCGGGUGCGCAUUCACGCCCUGCUGGUGGACCGCUACCUCCAGACCUACCGCGACAAGAUGACCUUCUUCAGCGACCCCGAGCUGGUCUUCCAGGAGAUCCUGGACGACCCAGACAAGUUCUACAUCUUCAAGUCCAUCCUGGCCAAGACCAAUGUCAGCAAGUUCGACUUGCCCAACCGCGAUGCCUACCGUGACUUCUUUGGAAUCAACCCCAUCAGCAACUUCAAGCUGCUGUCCGCUCAGUGCUCCUACAUGGGAGGCUGCCUGCUGGAGAAGAUCGAGAGGGCCAUCACCCAUGAGCUUCCGGGCCUCUUGGGGAGUAUCGCUUCAGAUAGGAACCCAUCUCUAUCAUCUUGCGAAGCCACAGGCUGCGGAGAGAAGCCCAAGAACCGCUAUAAAAAGCACUGAAGAGAAGGAGAGGAGGAGGAGAGACGGAGGAGGAGGAGAGGAGGAGAAGGAGGAAGAGGAGAGGAGGACAGAAGCUUUUCUGUUCCUCCACCAAAAAAAAAAUAGAAAAUGCUGCGGCCGUGGAAUUCUUUAAAAAAAAAAAACAAAUAAAGUAGAAAAAAUGUAAUACACGACUCCCUCCUCUCUCCCUGUACAGUACGUGCAGCACAGGACUGGCAUUGACAUGAAAAUCACGGGGGAAAAAAUCAAAGAAAAAAAUUGAAAAAUAGAAAAUAAGAUAACAAAGACUUUCAGUCAGUACCAGCCCCCUAUGUAUGUGAAUAAAAAUGGGAAAAGGUGAUAGAUUUGCUGUUCUAUUGUUAUGUUAAUUAUUAGUAUUAUUUUUUUUUUAAAUUCAGGUGCACAGAUUAUGGUCCUGUACGCUCAUCAGUAUGCUAGAGCUGUAACUUUUUGCAAAAGCAUCAGUAGAUAUAUCUGGGGUGUCCUUGUACAUUUGGGCGAAGGGGGUGGAUUAUAGGGAUAUGAGAUACAGUUUCAAUCUCCAAUCCACCCUCAUUCAUAUUCAAGGCUUCAUUUGGAGCCAAAAGAAAAAGGGCCAGUACUCACCAACUGACAGAACUGUACCCCUGUCACAUGACAAAGGACAAGGUGGACUUCAUCUGGAAUGCCAACUUUGUCAUGUGACAAGGGCUGUCGUUGAAUCUUAUCCAGGUUGAUCAGCUGUCUACUGCCAUGUGUAUCUGUACCUCAUUUUAUAUACGAGACUCAGCAGUAGUUGGUGUUGUAUUCGGGACAAACCCCUCCGUGCAUCUCUUUUGUUUGGGAUCUCUUUCAGUAGUUCUGCUUUGGGAACGGCAAGCACUGAGAAGGUCUUGCUUGUCACCUUGCAUUAGAAUGACCAGGUGGUUCUAUUACUGCCUUUUUACAUCGACAAAGCCUGAGGAAUCUGUAGAAUCCCAGGUAACUGAUAGGAUUCCUCUGCAGGAUCGGUGGCUGAUGCAUUUAAAGGGGGAAGGCUUGCGGACAGUGGACAGUCUGCGGUGACGGAGAGGAGAAGGUCUGGGAGGGGGAUAGGUAGAAAUAGGAGAAAGGAAAAGGGGAGCUCCGUUUGUAAAUGUAAUUUAUUUAAAAAAGGGAAAGGUUGUUAAAAGACUGAAGGUAGUCAGGUGAGCGUAAAGCUGUCCACGGAUCACACAGCUACUGGUUUACUGUCCCGUAAUCUCACUACUUUCCCCACUCUUGUCUGCUUCCUGCUGUGUGUAUUCCACAGGUUUUAGUUUUCUUUCUUCUGGAGAGAAACUGCUUCUUGCCGUUUGUCUUCCUCUUCUUUUUCUUUUCUUUUCUGCCCUUCUCAUUUCUUCCUUUGCUUUGUCUUUACCUCCCCUCCCUCUUCCUUUAUUAUUUAUUCUUUCCUUCCUUGUUUUCUGUCUUUCUUUGAUGUUGGGGUGAGCCGUUGUCUAAACCUUGGUGCUUCUGAACACUGGCCAGUGUCUCCUGGGAUCCUUAGCUUGUUAACUCACCUGAGACGCUGGGUAUCUGGUGCAAACAGAGGUGGACCUGUUUUAGCUGUAAACCAUGCUGCAAACUUGUGUGUGUGCAUCUGGGAAAACCCUUAACACUUACUGUUUAGCUCAGAAAGCAUUUUAAUAAAAGGUCAUGCUUUUCAAUGGUCA